Messenger RNA from Darwinula stevensoni, 719 nucleotides. The record is from the annotation of a GenBank genome assembly. Lineage: Eukaryota; Metazoa; Arthropoda; Ostracoda; Podocopida; Darwinulidae.
UGAAUUAGUGACGAAUGUACAUGGCUAGCUAUAGUACAUAUGUAUCCCUUUUCAGGCCAAAGGCGUAGAGGUGCCCAAUAAAGAAGACAUGGCCUGUAACUGCUGAGAAGCCUGAGGUACGCAAAUUGCCCCGGGGGUGAAUGAGUCAUAGAUAAAACCCUUUGUAUUGUCGCCUAGCGGAGUGAUGCCCAAUCAUAGGCCUAUGUGAUACGGAAAGCCACUCAUUCAUAUUGAACCGAACUUGUCCACUUCCAGUUUGACUUCCAUGGAAAAAUCUGGAUCAGGGUAGGUUCUAAGGUGUCCUGAACAAACUUGAGGGAAGAACCAUGCAGCAAACAGGAGGACCAGAUCCAAGACGACCAGAGAAAAUACAUAGAUACAAACCUAUUCCUGUUGGCACUCCUGGAUCCCCCAGUGAUGAUGCCACUCCUGACUACCUCAAUGUUCUGGGGAUGAUAUUCAGCAUGUGUGGCCUUAUGAUGAGGUUGAAAUGGUGUGGUUGGGUAGCACUGUAUUGCUCUUGUAUCAGCUUUGCUCACUCAAGAGUCAAUGAUGACACCAAGCAGAUUCUCAGCAGUUUCAUGCUGUCUGUGUCAGCUGUGAUCAUGUCAUAUCUCCAGAAUCCCCAGCCAAUGACUCCACCAUGGUCAACAUGACAACACAUCACAUUCUUUAUUCUCAUGCCUAUGUUGGUUGUUGCAAUAAUAUAUCCAGGUCUU